Molecule: messenger RNA, 3536 nt
Organism: Gilbertella persicaria
Lineage: Eukaryota; Fungi; Mucoromycota; Mucoromycetes; Mucorales; Choanephoraceae
Exons: 5
Coding region: 40-3225 (1061 amino acids)
Biological process (GO): nucleotide-excision repair
Cellular component (GO): nucleus
Molecular function (GO): DNA endonuclease activity; single-stranded DNA binding
Source: RefSeq, a predicted model, not a curated record
CAAAAACUUUGUUUCUCUUUUACUUUUUUAAUAUAUAUCAUGGGUGUUCAAGGACUUUGGUCACUUGUUGGUCCAGUUGCUCGACCAACACAACUAGAAUCCCUUCGAAGAAAAAGAGUCGCAGUGGAUGCCUCCAUAUGGAUACAUCAAUUUAUGCGAACCAUGCGUGACAAGGAAGGACAGGCACUAAGGAAUGGUCAUUUACUCGGUUUUUUUCGAAGAAUAUGUAAAUUACUUUUUUUUGAUAUAAAGCCUGUCUUUGUGUUUGAUGGUGGUGCACCUUCCUUGAAAAGAAACACGAUCCGUGAAAGAAGAAAACGAAGGGAAGGUAUUAAGACGAAUUUAAAAGCAACAGCCCGAAAGAUCCUAAGUGCUCAAGUCAAGUCUCGUGUUUUACUUGAACAAGAGAAAAAGCAACGCGGUGAAACGAUGGAAACAUCAAAACAAGAUUUUGUUUAUUAUGAUGAAUUACAGCAGUCAGCAGUAGAAGCCCUCCAAAAAAAACGAAAACUUGAUCAGUUUGAAUUGCCCAAUUUGGAGAAAAAAGAAUUUGAUUCACGAUUACAGCAGCUUGAUCCAAGAUUUGCUACAGCUGAUGAAAUUAAAGAUUUUGUUCAAGAAUUUAAACCUUCUGACCUAGAUAUUGACUCGGAAGCUUUUCUAGCAUUACCACCAGAAGUACAGUAUGAAGUUAUUCAAGACCUAAUGUGGAAAUCACGUUCUACAUCUUGGGCUCGUUUAGACCAAAUGGUUCGCAAUUCAGAAACAGCACUUGAUUUUUCUAAACAACAGAUCAAACUGCUAAAGCAUAGAAAUGCUAUGACGCAGCGCCUAAUGCAAGCUAGUACAAUGCAAAGUGGAGCCCCUGUUGAGCCUGUCAGAAUUGCAGGUGAACGUGGAAGACAAUACAUGCUAUAUAAAAAUGAAAAUAUACAAGAAGGACUUGGUUGGAAAUUGCCAGGUCUAAGUGCAGCACAACCUGUUGAAAUAGAUACGCCAUCAAAAAGAGCAGAACCUAAGCUAGAAGUUCCUUUGAGACACGAAGUAUCAAACUCCAUCCCAACCAAGACAAAAGAACCAGAAGAUAAGGUGGCUGCUGCUUUGUCUUCUAACCCAAAACUCGCUGGGCUUUUUGAUGAUCUGCUUAGUGAUGACGAUAAAGAAGAGGAAGAAUUUGAACAAGUGGACACUACAAUGCAUGAUGAUAACAGUAUAGACAAAGACGAGCCAUUAUUCAUGUCGAAUGCAAAUCAGAAUAACAAGCUUGUUGAUGAUAUGGACGUUUACGUGCUUGAGAAUGAUGAUGAAGCAUUAGAUAAAGUUAUCUCUCGUAUAUAUGAUCAAGACGAGGCUGUCAUGGAUGAUCAGCAACAGCAGAAAGAAGAUGUUGCUUUGUCUCUUAAUUCUGAAGAUUUGUAUGAAUUAUGGCUCUCUCGUGUGCCUGAUGCAUUUAUUUAUCUUUUCUCGUUUAAUGAUGAAUACAAAAAGAUGAUUCGAAGGGCUAUUGAAGAAUCAAAUCUUGAAAAGAUUAAUGAAGAUUUACAGGAUGUUCGAAAGCAGUUUUCAAGAACAAGCGACAACGAUGAAUUAGCAUUGGAAGCAUUGCAAUUUCAAGAAUCGUUUUUGGAAUGUGUACAAAAGUGGAAAGCUCGGCAAUUGACUGCAACAGAAACAUUUGACACUUAUUCAAGUCAUGAAGAUGCAGGCAGUAUUAAAUUACUUUCUGAUACUGAAGAUCUACAAGACAACAUUAUUUUGGACGACGAUGAAGAAGAAGAAGAUAUCCAUUUUGUAGAAAUAGAAAGUAACGAUGCAAAUCAAGAUAAGCCUAUAGACAGCACAAAGAAUCGAGCACACAUACAAAUCGAUAUGGACAAAUCUCUGUUAAGAGCAGAUAAAAAACCAAUUAGCAAUGAAAUAAUGGCUAAAAACAAUGACAAUGUUCAACAAGAGAUUAUUCCUGUCUAUGAUAAAAAAGAAAGCGAACUGCCUAAUCAAUCCAAAGAACAAGUAGCUGCAGAUAGCAAAGAAAAGCAAGCGAUUGAUAGUCAUGAAGAAGAACAAAUUAUAAGUAAUGAUGACAGCACACUUGUCAAGCAGCAAACAUUUGAUAAUAGAAACGAAGAAGUCAUGAUUAACAAUCAAGAAGAAGCAGACCAAAUUUAUAUGGACAUGGUUACAGAACAUCAAAUUGCAAACACAAGUUAUGAACCAGCCAAAGAACAUCAUGGCUACAAUUCAGAAGACGAACUGGAAGAGAGUUUUGGGGGUGAACACGAUGAAUUUGCACGAUUUGUAUCCGAUAUCGCUUCUAAGAAUCUAGACGAUAUCCGGAGCGAACUUUAUCGUGAUAUGAAAGAAUUAAACAAGCAAAAAAGAAAAGAAAUGGGUAACUCGGAUGAUGUGACAGACCAAAUGGUUCAAGAUAUUCAGGAACUUCUCAAGUUAUUUGGUAUUCCCUAUAUUGUAUCUCCUAUGGAAGCAGAAGCUCAAUGCGCAGAACUGGAGCGAUUAUCAUUAGUAGACGGUACCAUCACGGAUGACUCUGAUGUGUUUUUAUUUGGUGCUUUGCAUGUUUAUAAAAACAUGUUCAACCAGCAGAAAUAUGUAGAAUGCUAUAUUAGUCAUGAUAUUGAGCGAAACAUGCUGUUGACAAGACAAAAACUGAUUCAAUUGGCAUUUCUGCUGGGAAGUGAUUAUACAGAAGGCAUUCCUGGCGUGGGUCCUGUAGCUGCCAUGGAAAUUUUGUCCGAGUUUUCUCAAGAAGAUGAAGAACUGGAGACUCCUCUUGAACGAUUCAAAGACUGGUAUUUGAAUGGCGAAGAUACAACCCCUUUUCAAAAGAAAUUUAGAAAACGACAUAAUACAUUGGAUAUUCCAAGCAAUUUCCCUGAUCCAUUGGUUAAAAAUGCUUAUUAUCAUCCUACAGUAGAUCAUUCCACACAAAAAUUUGAAUGGGGACAACCGCAAUUGGAUUCUUUGCGUAUCUUUUUAAUGGAAGCAUUCGGCUGGCCCGAGAAAAAAGCAGAUGAAGUUUUGUUGCCAGUUCUGCGUGAAAUGAAUAGCCGAAAAGUAUGUAUUGCAACAGGAGAACAAAGUACAAUUGGGUCCUUCUUUAAUACCACAAGUACACUAUCAUCUGGCUCUAAUGAGAAGAAGCAUUCCAGUAAAAGAGUACAGAGCAUAGUCGAUAAUUGGCGUAAACAAAAAAAGUCAAAGAAAUAAAAUUAUGCAGAGUUUAAAAGGGGAUAAAGAACGAUGACAAUCUGGUCGAUUCUGAUUGGACCAUAUACGGCCCUUAAAAGGUAUCCAAUCAAUGCGUCACUGUUAUUCUAUGACCACUUCCGUAAGGCAAUACAUAAUUAGCUAUGUACAAUAAGAAUAGCGGUUGUAUUCUUCUAUCAUUAACUCAAGAGAGUCUAUGUUUUGCUAUAAAACGCGAGUUUUCUUUGAUGUCUAUAUACAAAUUGGAUCUUUAAACGCGACUUGGAUUGAUCCAAUCGUCGGUGUUUCUAUCGAUUUGUUGUUGAGUAUUC